Neoarthrinium moseri is the source of this 2559-nucleotide messenger RNA. RefSeq lists its product as uncharacterized. The record is from RefSeq and is a predicted model, not a curated record. Gene Ontology annotation, molecular function: ATP hydrolysis activity; ATP binding. The coding region runs from base 1 to 2559 and encodes 852 amino acids. Lineage: Eukaryota; Fungi; Ascomycota; Sordariomycetes; Amphisphaeriales; Apiosporaceae. The transcript has 6 exons.
AUGGACAUAUCCAAUCUUGAGGACUCAGUCAGGCAGCAGGAUCUUGUUUCUGGCAGAAAUGGAAAGCAAGUCAUAGUCGGCAUAUCAGAGGAGCAGGAGGAGCGCUCAAAUGAAAAAAGUUCGGAUCUUGUAAUGGAAGACACCAACGAUGCCCCUCAUGAUUUCUACUCUCAAAGUCAUGACGAACUUGUCAGAGAGAUUGCAGAGCUCAAGUCUCGAUUGCUCAAUCUGGAGAAUUUGUCGAAAGGGGGGGGAGAUCAUGAACGCCCCCAAGCCGCUCCAAGUACUCCUCCACGGGGGCGUCAAACCUCUGUGGAAACCCCAGGCAAGAAUACUAUCGAGAUGAACAACCUCGAAUCUGCAGCGAGCGACGACCACUUACCUACUGUGACCCAUCCCCUCAGCAAUCGAUACUUUGGCGUAAAGCUUAUCAGGAAGUGGAAAAAGUCCAAUGGAUACUACGACCAGGAGGCGAAGGACAUCGAUUCUCCAGACCAGCUUUCUGCUAACACUACAUCUCCUGAAGAUGAUACUUGGUUGACAAUCACGGAAACAGCGGACUCUGAAGGAGACAAAGGUUUAGCAGGCAAUACACGAAGCCUGACUAUCGCUGAUAGGCACAUACUCGACCUUUUACGAAGUGAAUUGGGCCCGUACAUCGACCACGUUGGCAAAAAGUCCUGGGGUGCCAGAAUUGUCACUUUACCAGUCUCAUUCAAUCCCAUCGUUCUCAAUUGGAAUCAUUUGCGUCAGGUUUACAAUGCCAUGUCAUAUGAAAAAAAUGGGGCCACCCGUACGAAGCUUGAAGUGUUGCUGGAGUGUGUGCAGAGAAUAUAUCCGUCAAUGACUAAGUUUCAAGAAGAACGGCAGAACGCACCCGAAAUUGCCUGGAAAGACAUGGAGGUCUUAUUCAUUCCGGGAACUCUGAUUGUCGCUAACUGGAAAGAACAUGGUUCACCUCAGAUAAGCAAUGCGCCGCAGGUCUUCAAGGUGAACCAUUUGAGUAUCAAGGACGAAAUUUUCCGAAUCACAGCCUGGCUUUGGGAUUCAGACGGAACUCACCAGGCCCCAAGGCGCACCAUGUAUUCCUUUGGUAUCAAAAAGUAUACCGAUCGCCGUCGAAUUGAACAACUGCCAUACUACCCGGUCGAGUUCUUUAGAUACAAGGAUAAGAUAGGGGUGGAAGCUAUUCGUUCUCACCCCGAAUACGAUAACCGCAAGCGAUUAUUCCAGGAAUAUGCCCUAAAAGUGAAGGGAUCCAAAACAAUCCUGAAAUACGAAGACGAGGUUCUCAAUCUUCUCGGUUCCAUGGAGGUUGACAAAUCAUUGGCUUCCUUCUUGAUUGGCCCUACGCUGUCAAAGAGGGUAGACUCUACAGAACUGGUGAUGAACUGUAGAUAUGUGAAGAUCAACGAUGAAAUUGUCAUUGACGUCAGAAACUACAUGCGUAAGAGCGCGGGGUCACGUUUCCUGGGUAAUCACUAUCCCGCCCUUCAUACAUCUAUCUGCCACUGCUCUCUCUGCAUUGAUGAUGCCACAAAGGAGUGGUGCAAUUCGUUUACAUCAGAAGAUACACCUUCAGAAGAGAAUAUCAACGACCUUCUGCUCGCGCCGCGUGUCUUCGGCUACGCCUUAGCCAGAAAGAUCUGGUGCCAGUUCUCGUUGAACAUGAUCAAGCCGGAAAUCAUUAAAGACGUCGAGAUCUCAGAUGACGACUUCAUUCUGCCAGAAGGAAUUGAAAAAAGCGAUCUCGUGGACAUCGAACAUAUGGUCAAGACUCAUACAGCAGUGAUGUCUCGAAAAACGGAGGAGCGCAUUGGUGAUGCUGUUGGAGGCAAAGGUGAAAGCCUGAUCCUUCUCUUCCAUGGUGUUAGUGGGACCGGGAAAACGCUUCUGGCCGAAUCCCUUGCUCAGAAGUCUGGCAAGCCACUCUAUAAGGUCGGCACCAGCGAUAUUGGGCUCGAAGUGAGUGAGGCCGAGAAGAAGUUGAAGGAGAUAUUUGAACUUGCAGAAGCAUGGGAUGCUUUGUUAUUGAUUGACGAAGCUGAUGUGUUAUUGGAUGCCAGGGGCACCACUAAUGAAGGCGCACUUGCAAAAAACUCCUUGGUCUCGGUACUACUGCGAGAGGUGGAGUAUUUCAAAGGUGUGUUGAUCAUGACGACUAAUCGAGUUGUGGCUUUUGAUCCAGCCAUUCUAUCGCGUAUUCACUACGCCGUCAACUUUACGAAACUCAAUACAGACCAGCAGCAAAGACUCUGGCAAGGGUGGCUGAGAAGAUUGGAUGCUAUAAGUCUCUGCGAGAACAGUGACGAGAUCAGGAUAUGGAUCGAAAAUCUCAAGUCGAAGAGGACGGGAGGCGGGUAUCCCUUGAAUGGCCGCGAGAUUCGCAACAUCGUCAUUGUCGCACAGACCAUGGCGUUCCAAGAUGGCAAACGAAGCAAAUUGAAGGUAACCCAUCUCCAAACGGCUUACAAUUCGAAGGUCAACUUUCGUACGGAUACGGAAAAGCUACAUAUCCAAGCUGAACAGCUUCUGGCGAAAAAGGGGUCUCAUUUGUAA